AUGCCCCGAUCGUUCACUUUGCGUGUGCCGUCGACAAGUGCGAACAUCGGCCCAGGCUUCGACGUUGUCGGGCUAUCGUUAUCGUUGUAUCUGACGCUCACCGCCUCGCACGAUGAUUUUCCUCCUGAGCCCAUUCUGUCACCGCCACCAAAACUUACACACUCUGGCGAAGGGGCAGACGAAGUCCCCCUGGAUCCUUACAAAAAUUUGACUACCCGAGUUGCACUUUACGUGCUUCGUUGCCAUGCCAUUCCUCACUUCCCUCCAAAUCUCGCCGUUCACGCUCACAAUGAAAUUCCUUUCGGACGAGGACUUGGCUCAUCAGGAGCAGCAGUCAUAGCUGGCGUAUUACUUGGGAAUGUGAUCGGGAAGCUGAAUCUGAGUGAAUCACGAAUGCUUGAUUUUGCGUUAAUGGUUGAACGGCACCCAGACAAUGUCACUGCUGCUCUCGUUGGGGGUUUUGUGGGCUCCUACCUGCGUGAAUUGGACCCCGAAGCAACCCAAGCUGCCUCCGUUCCACUUAGUGAGGUGCUUCCCGAGUAUCCCCCUGAGGCUGGCGAAGAGUGGGGAAGGGAUCCCCCAAGCCCCCCAUUGGGAAUUGGUCAUUACGUCCGAUUUCCAUGGUCGGGGGAAAUUAAAGCGGUCGCUAUUAUCCCGCAAUUCGAACUAAGCACCGCAACGGCCCGUAAUGUUCUUCCUCAAUCAUACUCCAGGAAAGAUCUGGUUUUCAACCUCCAACGACUUGCUGUGCUGACAAUUGCUCUGGGCCAAACGCCCCCAGACCCAGACCUGAUCUAUGAAGCAAUGAAGGAUAGAAUACAUCAGCCAUACCGGAAAGAGUUGAUCCCCGGCCUGCCCGAAGUGACGUCUUCGCUGACGCCGUCGUCACAUCCUGGUCUUCUUGGCAUCUGUCUUUCUGGUGCUGGUCCCACGAUACUCGCACUCGCCACUGCGAAUUUUGAACGUAUUGCAGAGGAUGCGGCUCGUAUCUUCAAGGAGUUCAACGUCGACGUUGACUGGAAGCUUCUGCAUGUUGUAGGUGGAAGUCAUGUGCAGGAGCCAUCUGCAACGUGA
Messenger RNA from Cantharellus anzutake, 1074 nucleotides. Its product is annotated as homoserine kinase. Gene Ontology annotation, molecular function: homoserine kinase activity; ATP binding. Gene Ontology annotation, biological process: L-threonine metabolic process. The record is from RefSeq and is a predicted model, not a curated record. The transcript is spliced from 3 exons. Bases 1 to 1074 code for a protein of 357 amino acids. Lineage: Eukaryota; Fungi; Basidiomycota; Agaricomycetes; Cantharellales; Hydnaceae.